Molecule: messenger RNA, 396 nt
Organism: Miscanthus lutarioriparius
Lineage: Eukaryota; Viridiplantae; Streptophyta; Magnoliopsida; Poales; Poaceae
Source: the annotation of a GenBank genome assembly
AUGGGGGACGACGACCAGCAGCUCGUUGCGGCGGCCCGCGUCGCCCCGCGGCGGUCGAUGAUGUUCCGGGUGCCGCGGAGGCCGGUGGCGAGAGCGGCGGGUGGAGCCGAAGCGUCGCCGCUGUUGCCGACGGGGCCAAGAAGGAAGAAGAAGAAGAUGGCCGUGGCCAGGCUCGGUGGGAAAAGGAGGCUCUUUGGCGCGAUCCGGCGGCUCCGGAUGCGGUGGCUGGCCGUGCUGUACAGGCGCACGCUGCGGCGGCUGCGCGCCUACUACGCCACGGCGAUCAACGACCUCCUCGAGGGCGCGGCCGUCAUCAGCUCCCUCCGCGGGCCGACCGCCGGCGCCGACUGCUCCUUUGGCACCGCCUUCGCGCCGGUCGUCACCGUCGGCCUCUGA